GACUGCGUGAGGCAACCAUCUGCCCCGACAGAAUUGCAUUGGCAAUCCAUCCAAGUACUGACACUGUAGAGACAUCCGCCGCCCGGCACCAAAAAGGGAAAACCGGGGCCGUGAGAAUGGCAGUGGAGGAAGAGGGGCUGCGGGUUUUCCAAAGCGUCAAAAUCAAAAUAGGAGAAGCGAAGAACCUACCUCCAUACCCAGGGCCCAACAAGAUGAGGGACUGCUACUGCACAGUGAACCUGGACCAAGAAGAGGUGUUCAGGACCAAAAUAGUAGAAAAGUCAUUAUGCCCCUUUUAUGGGGAAGACUUUUACUGUGAAAUCCCCAGGAGUUUUCGCCACCUGUCCUUUUACAUCUUCGAUAGGGAUGUCUUCAGAAGGGACUCGAUCAUCGGUAAGGUGGCUGUAAAGAAGGAAGACCUGCAGAAGUACCAUGGGCGGGACACAUGGUUUCAGUUCCAGCAUGUGGACGCUGAUUCGGAAGUGCAGGGCAAGGUCCACCUGGAACUUCGACUCAGUGAAGUCAUUACAGACAGUGGUGUCGUAUGCCAUAAGCUGGCAGCCAGAGAUUUAGAGUGCCAAGGGUUGCCAAUAGUGAACGGACAGUGUGAUCCCUAUGCCACUGUCACCUUACUGGGGCCCUCCAGGUCUGAGGCGAAGAAGACGAAAGUGAAAAGAAAAACCAACAAUCCCCAAUUUGAUGAAGUGUUCUAUUUUGAGGUGACCAGGCCUUUAAGCUACACCAGACGAUCCCACUUUGAUGUUGAAGAAGAAGAUGUAGACAAGAUGGCAGUUAGAAUUGACUUAUGGAAUGCCAGUAACUUGAAGUUUGGGGAUGAGUUCCUCGGGGAAAUUAAAAUCCCAUUGAAGGUGCUUAGACAGUCCAGUGUCCACGAAGCAUGGUACUUUCUGCAGCCAAGGGACAACGGGAGCAAGUCUGCCAAGCCGGAUGACCUGGGCUCCCUCAGGUUGAACGUAGUUUACACAGAGGACCAUGUUUUUGCGGCAGAAUAUUACCAGCCUCUCAGAGAUCUGUUACUGAAAUCAGCAGACGUUGAGCCAGUAUCUGCCUCUGCCGCUCACGUGUUGGGUGAGGUCUGCCGAGAAAAACAGGAAGCAGCCAUACCAUUGGUUAGGCUCUUUUUACACUAUGGGAAGAUUGUGCCUUUUCUCAGUGCAAUUGCAAAUGCAGAAGUUAACAGAACUCUAGAUCCAAACACCAUUUUCAGAGGGAAUUCAUUAACAUCCAAGUGCAUUGACGAGACCAUGAAGCUGGCCGGGAUGCAUUAUUUACAAGUUACAUUGAAGCCAAUCAUAGACGAGAUUUGCGGAGACCACAAACCCUGUGAAAUUGACCCAGUGAAGUUGAAAGAUGCUGAAAACCUGGACAACAACAGGGAAAAUCUAAGGCACUAUGUCGACCGGAUUUUCACUGUGAUCACCAACUCUGGAGUCAGCUGCCCAACAGUCAUGUGUGACAUCUUCUUCUCUCUGAGAGAAUCUGCUGCCAAACGCUUCCAAGGCGAUCAUGAUGUGAGGUACACCGCUGUGAGCAGCUUCAUCUUUCUGAGGUUCUUUGCUCCAGCUAUCCUCUCCCCUAACCUGUUCCAUCUGCGCCCUCACCACCCGGACCAGCAAACAUCCCGGACCUUGACCCUCAUCUCCAAAACUAUCCAGACACUUGGAAGUCUAGCCAAAUCGAAAUCUGCUAGUUUUAAGGAAUCCUAUAUGGCUUCGUUCUAUGACUUUUUCAACGAGCAUAAAUAUGCAGAUGCUGUAAAAAAUUUCUUGGACUUGAUUUCAUCCUCUGGACGAAGAGACCACAAACGCAUAGAAACACCCAUCAUGCUGAAGGAAGGAUUCAUGAUUAAAAGAGCCCAAGGAAGGAAACGCUUUGGCAGGAAAAACUUUAAGAAGAGAUGGUUUUGCCUCACCAACCACGAGUUCAUGUAUCAUAAAAAUAAAGCGGAUCAUCCGCUGUGUAAUAUCCCAAUCGAGAACAUCCUCGCUGUGGAGAAGCUUGAAGAAGAGUCUUUCAAAAUGAAAAACAUGUUCCAGGUGAUUCAGCCAGAAAGAGCGCUGUACAUACAGGCUAAUAACUGUGUUGAAGCCAAGGACUGGAUCGACAUUCUCACGAAGGUCAGCCAGUGCAACAAGAAGCGGCUCUCGACGUACCACCCCUCCGCAUACCUCAACGGCCACUGGCUGUGCUGCAAAGCCUCUUCAGACUGUGCUGCUGGGUGCUCACCGUGCACAGGGGGGUUACCAGCAAACAUCCAGCUUGAUGUGGAUGGAGAUAGAGAGACUGAGCGCAUUUACUCUCUCUUCAGCACGUACAUGAGCAAGUUGGACAAAAUGCAAGAGGCCUGUGGCAGUAAGUCUGUGUACGACGGGCCGGAACAAGAAGAGUAUUCUGGUUUUGUGAUUGAUGACCCCCAGGAGACGUACAAAACACUGAAGCUGCUGGCAGCCACUGUCCACACUCUAGAGCAGGAGCAUGCCCAGUACAAGAAGGACAAGUUUAUGAAGACCAAGUAUGGGAGCCAGGAGCAUCCCAUAGGAGACAAGAGUUUCCAUGGUUACAUCAGACAGCAGUCAGAGAGUUCGACAUGUUCCAUCGGAAUGGGAGAAGAGCAAAAGUUUGAUUCUUAGAUCAAAACAUUAUCUACCUAUAAAGGGAAUCCGUGUAGCAUAAUGUACAGGUCUAAAAAAAAAGAAAAAAAAAGAAGAAAAAGCUUUCUCCGUUCGUAUGACUUACUAAAUGUUAUAUUUUUCACAAACUGUUACAGUAGUUGCUAUGCACUUUAGUCAUCUGCCUUUAACAGAUGAUGUAACUCUUUGCCUUUUUGGUGUUGUUGUGUUGUUUUCUGUUUUUGUUUUUUAAAUUCUUUUAUACCUGCUUCAGUUUGAACGAUCAGUUAAAUGAUCACUGAAAACUGACAUUUUAGUAAAAUAAAUGUGUAAGCUCCAGCGUAUUUCACAUUCUCGGGACCAAGCCAACUUGUUGUAGUGACACGGCUUUAUGCAGCGUUAGUGGGCAAAACACCAGGUUUUUUGGUUUGUUUUUUUCGUUUUGUUUUUCUUUGCCACUUCAAGAUUGCUUUUUUCUUUUUUUUUUUUUUUUUUUUUUAUACCUCACAAAUCUAAAUAUUAAUCCCCUCAACUAUAAUGUGAACCAGGGGUUUUAACAGGUUCCAUUUCUUUGCCAACACAAACUGGUAUUGUAUUUGUUUUUAAGGAGAGUACAGAUAUGUGCUGUGUGUUAAACCGUUGGAUUUUGAGCCGCGUACAGUGGUGUGCGCAUUAACAUCAGUGCCACACAGAAGACUGAAUUUUCCU
This is a messenger RNA of Polyodon spathula (Mississippi paddlefish), 3338 nucleotides long. Its product is annotated as ras GTPase-activating protein 3. Lineage: Eukaryota; Metazoa; Chordata; Actinopteri; Acipenseriformes; Polyodontidae. The record is from RefSeq and is a predicted model, not a curated record. The coding region runs from base 117 to 2651 and encodes 844 amino acids. The transcript is spliced from 24 exons. Gene Ontology annotation, biological process: regulation of GTPase activity; intracellular signal transduction.